Fusarium verticillioides 7600 is the source of this 1465-nucleotide messenger RNA. RefSeq lists its product as hypothetical. Lineage: Eukaryota; Fungi; Ascomycota; Sordariomycetes; Hypocreales; Nectriaceae. The record is from RefSeq and is a predicted model, not a curated record. Bases 86 to 1465 code for a protein of 459 amino acids. The transcript is spliced from 6 exons.
CAGAGACGAGAUCAUUGAAUGGCACCAUAAUACUUGCCAGAGACGCAUACUCAGAGCGCUGCAAGGACCCAACCUUGGGGGAAAAAUGGCGCACUUUCAGUUCAUUCCGGUGCAGGGGACUCCAGAUAAGACCAGCGAUAAGGCUGCCCAGCGCCUCGCUCGAUCACAUGCAGUGAAACAAGCGUUACACAAAAAAAGACAACUGAAACAAGAAUCAAUGCAACACUUUUCUGUGAGAACAGUAGAAGAUGAACGGGAACAAUCGAGAAGUAUUUGCAGGAGGCAAUGCCCCAAGCGCACUAUCUCAUCGCCCAUUUCGCUAUCAGCAAGUCUGCUCGAUCCCUUCCAAAGUCUCGCCGUCGACUCCAAACGCCUUCAGAUUUUACUGAACGACUUUAAUGCACGCCAAGCUCCCGAGCCUGUUUUCAGCAUCGAGGAUGGCUUUCAGAAUUUCCAAUCGGUUUUCCGAUCUGGUCUUGUUGAUCCUGCUCUUUUAAAUGCUGUGAUGCUCUCCUUGGCCUUCACUGCGAAUGGAGGAGUCAUUAAUAGAGAAUGCCUUAUAUACCGAGGUCAAGCGAUCCAGCAUAUCCGCGAAAGGAUAAGCACGCCCGACAAAGUCGUUUCGGAGUCAACUAUUGGUGCUAUACUAUUACUAGUCGGGGUUGAGGCACGGCUGGGCACAACUUCUCAAGUUCAGCUUCACAUGGGUGCAAUACAAUACCUCCUCAAUGCAUGUGAGCCAGUCGUUGUGAAACUCACUCAAGGCAUUAAGCGCGCCAUAUUCUGGCAGGACUUGAACUCAUCGAUCAUGGUGGGCUCAAAACGCAUAGUCGACCAUACCACUUUCACCGAACUCCACUGGCAACGAGACACAAUAGCUCCAGACUUCUUUGAGCUACCUUCAGGCUUCCAGGUACGAUCUCAUCUGUUCAGUCAAGAAUUCCUGGAUAUAGUCCGAGACAUCCACGCUCUCCAGUGCAUCAGAAACAUCUAUCAACGCACCGGCCGUCCAGUCUCUUCGGUGAACAUCAACAGUCACACAGCAUCCAUCCAAUCUCGUCUCCAGGCCCUCCCAAAUACUUGUCCGAUAUCCAAAGCUUGCCAUCUCGCAGCGUACAUGUGUUCCGUCAUGCUGUGCUGCAAAGUCUGGUGCGCUUUAGUGAUUCCCUCCAAUAUUACUGCGCAACUUCUCAGAGAAAUUGAAAAAGUCCGCUAUGAACCCGUUUGGGACGAGCAUGCCGACCUGUUGCUUUGGCUGAUAUGUAUCGGCGGAGUAUUUGCUCCAGAUGGGCCUGUCCGUUCAGGUUACACCUCACUUUUAUGUUCGACGAGUUUCGAAAGACCCAGCCUUCACUGUUCGUGGUCUAAUACAAGCGAGAUACUGAACCAGUUCAUCUGGUCGGACUUGGCCUUUGGAUCUGCUGUUAGGAAAUUUCUAGAAGAGAGGUCAAUGAACGUCAUGUAA